Messenger RNA from Alternaria triticimaculans, 1761 nucleotides. RefSeq lists its product as uncharacterized. Bases 1 to 1761 code for a protein of 586 amino acids. The transcript has a single exon. The record is from RefSeq and is a predicted model, not a curated record. NCBI's taxonomy places the organism in Eukaryota, Fungi, Ascomycota, Dothideomycetes, Pleosporales, Pleosporaceae.
AUGGGAAACCUCUUUACCGAUAAGAUGUCCUCUUCCGAAAAGCGCGAAAUCCAAAGAAGGCUCGAGCGCGGCAGCAUGCCUCCGCGCAUACCAACAGGCUUUCCAGGAGUCAGUCCAGAAGGAUACUUACACCACGGAACACCACGAUCGUCGCAAUCCCGUAGCAGUGUCCCAGUUAGUCCAAGAAGCCAGAAACCUAGGAACGUCGACCGCAUUUUCGAUGGAAGCGACCAUAUCAGCGAUACAGGUCGCAAGUUUCGCCGUCGCCCGAGCAUCGAGGCACGCACAAGGAAGAGCGAUUAUCAUACGCUGCUUGAGGGCGGGAGCCUGUGGAGUGACGAUGAAGUCAUCGAUGAUGUUGAUACGGACGUGCAAGGACUCGUACAGUCAGAGCUUGUGAAAGAAGAGUCAUCCAACAGAGUGCAGGUACACUUGGCACCACCGAUACCAGAUGCGGCUGUACAUGAACCGAGACAGUCAAUGAUCAGCGUGCUAUAUGGUCGUCAGAACCCGGAUUCCUGGUACUUGACACGGCGCUUGGCCCGGUUGUCUGCUGUCAACAUUGAUACCAUAUUCGAUUCUACCACUCUGCUCAGACGUCGUAACAUUGACGCUGAUGCAGCGGAACUUCACCAACUAUGGCGGCGCACCGGUGUUAUACCCACCCGCUAUCGCGACGUCAACUUCGACUCCGACAGCAUCGAUCCGCAGCAUGCAUGGAUCGCAUGCUGGCCGCUGAUCAACGCAGCGAUACACGGCUACGUGAUAGACGAUGUCGAAUUCGUUGACCGCGUGAUGGACCUGCUCGAAGAGAAGAUAGUGAAAGGCGUACGACCGGACAUCGAUACCAUCUCGCACAUAUUUGGCGACAAAAGACACAACAUGCCGAAAGCUCUAGGCCACUUUCUAGUCGAUCGAUGGGUCGACUCUGCUGCUGAAGCGUUUGGUGACGUCGAUCCGUCAGACUUACCGCAGCCGUUCCUCUGUUCAGCGCUUGAGACAGCUAUGCGACGCCUCUCAAGCGACAAAAGGUCGCCACCGCUGCUAAACUGUCAGUAUCAUACGCAUGCAACAUCCGAGGAGUGCUACAAGCAGAGAAUUGCACCCGAGGAAGCAAAAAGACAACAACGCUACAAGUACCGUCGCGAGAAAGCGAGUCGCGAAGCUGAGCAAGUCGCUGCAGAUUCUCUUGAAUGUGGCAUUGUGGUGGUUGACUGGGAGGGGCGAAGACUUGAGCAGCACAGGAGGCUGCGCGACGAACGUGAUGCUUCUCGGCCUGCUUUCGAUGACCGGAUUGAACCCUCAAGAGAAGUGCAAGAGGCGGAACAAUCAGAUGGGCUUGAUGUGCUGGGGGAUGUCGAUUCGAGGAAUCGCCUCAAUGCGAAACCCUCGUCGUCGUCCAUAUUCGGCACGGCGCAAGCUGACGGCCCCAUUGACGAGGUGAAGUUUGCGCCACCAACACGCGAGCCACCGCCGACGCCGCCAUCGCCAAACGCACGCACCGGACGCGAUGACAGCGCUGUUGAAGGCGACCAGGCCUAUGAACGACUUUUGAUGGAUCAGAAAACCCAGUUCUCGUUGUUUGACAGCGCGAUGCAGGCUGUGAAGAUCGAAGGGGAAAGUGAGUCAACCGCGUUGGACGCACCUGCCAUGCCGCGAAACUCAGACACGAACGCACGGACCGUCUCAGGGGAGAGUCCACGCCGAAGAGAGCGCAGAACAUGCCCCGCAUCAAUUCCGGAGUCGAGAUCUGGUAGUUGA